GGGACAUUCGCCUGGGGCGCACGUCACAGCCCCGCCCUGUGUUCGUGGGAGGAAACACGAAGAUUAAAUCUCCAAGCGCCUCAGGGUACCACCAGGACCUGCCUCACCUCACCAGAAUGAACUCACUGGUCUCUUGGCAGCUGCUGCUGUUCCUCUGUGCCACCUCCUUCCGGGAGAGCUCGGGAGAGGUGGCCGCCAUGGAGAAGCCUGGACCCACAGAUCAGCGGCUGGGAGCCCCGGGCCUGCGGCGCGCGCUGGAGACAAAGCUCGCUCCGGCCCCGCUGAGCCUUCGGGCAGCGCCGCAGUGCCCGGCCGCCGGGAGCCGGUGCGCCCCGCGCGGCCGCCUGGCCCCGGCCCCGCGGGACGCGGUGCUGGUGCAGCGCGAGAGGGAUUCGUCCGCCUACAACUGGAACUCGUUCGGCCUGCGCUACGGCAAGCGGGGGGCCGCGCUGGGCCGCGGCGGGGUCUGCGCGGGGCGCUGCUGA
This is a messenger RNA of Lepus europaeus (European hare), 485 nucleotides long. It is a transcript of the gene KISS1, whose product is annotated as KiSS-1 metastasis suppressor. The record is from RefSeq and is a predicted model, not a curated record. The coding region runs from base 117 to 485 and encodes 122 amino acids. Gene Ontology annotation, cellular component: neuron projection. NCBI's taxonomy places the organism in Eukaryota, Metazoa, Chordata, Mammalia, Lagomorpha, Leporidae. Gene Ontology annotation, molecular function: kisspeptin receptor binding. Gene Ontology annotation, biological process: positive regulation of cytosolic calcium ion concentration; G protein-coupled receptor signaling pathway. The transcript is spliced from 3 exons.